CAAAAUUUCCCAUCAAAUCUUCCUCUCUCCGCCUCGCUGAGUCAUUGCCGCCGAUUUUCUCCAAGAAAGUCGCCGCCGCUCACCAGCGAAAAUGAGCCGAGUGCGAGUUUUGCCACCCCGGCUGGAAACAAGCUCGAGCUCGGUAGAGGAGCACUAGCAUUUGUCUAGUGUUUACCGCGUUACUAUUAGUUUCUGUUUGAAACAUUAAUCGGGCAUGGUGCCCAUGCUCUCGGGUCGGGAGAGUCUGAUCAGGCUUAUCGGUAAGCGAAGGAGGAUCCUUCCUCCCAAUCUAUGGCUUCUCCUGGAGUCUGUUGCUUCGGAUUCGAGCAGUGGCAAGAAUAAAGCGUCAUUGGAGGCCUGCUCUGCAGCUGCACAUUCUGAGAAACCUGGGGACCUUCCAUAUGAUGUGGAAUGGGUUUCCUGCCCUGUUUGCGGGUGUUCUAUUCGAGGGACUGAUUGUAUCAUCAAUUCUCAUUUAGAUUCAUGCCUAGCCACAGGGAAAAAGCGAAAGUUGACUCAAAGCACACUUCUUCAAUUCAACUUUUGCCCAAAAUCAAGCAUUACAACCCCUUUAACUAAUUCAAGCUAUCAGGCAAAUUAUGAGAAGGCCAAUGAAAGUAAUUGUGCUAAUAAAUCUAGUAACAAUCAUGUGUUGGUUGAAUUUGCUUCUGUCCAAAAUUGUGGAGGAAAUCAAUUUUCCUCAAACUCGCUUGGCCAUGUUCAUUGUGAUAUAGAUACAUCUGAUGCUGCAUCUAUUGAAAAUAUAGUUAAUGAACGAACUAUCCCUCAUCAUGGAGUUGAUCUACCAAGUCUUAACAUGCAUUGCCAAAGCUUGAAGAUUCCCAGACUUGGUUCUAAUGAAGCUGAAGAUUCUGACUUUGUGGAGACACUUGAAACGUUUAUUGUUGGCCGUAGAUUUCACCAAAAUAUCGAGUUGCGGCACGGUGCCAGCCUUUCUGUGUUGAGGGAUUCAGAGAAUUCCAACGACAUACAUGCCAUCAAGGUGUAUUAUGCAUAUGCUGAAUCUGAACAGACGCUUGGAUAUUUGCCUCGUGAAUUGGCUAGAUGUUUGUCUCCUCUAAUUGACAAAAAUAAAAUAAAAUGCCAGGGAUCUAUAACAUCUCUUCCUAAACAUCCUCAUGGUGCUGUUCCUAUUCGACUUGUUUGUCAAAUGGUGAUCAAAGAUAAUUCGAUGGAAUCUGUUGAUAGAGAAACUUUUAAAUUAUUAUGGCGUGAUGUUGUUCGGGUGGUUGAUCAUGCAAAAACUCCUGGUUACCAACGAAAUUUCCGCUUACUAGUUCAAUAUGUUUUGCAUAAUCAUCUCCAUCUCUUUGUUGAUGAAGAAACAUCAUUUCUAGGAUCAUUUAACUUAUUAUCUGAUGAUGCCCAAAGGCUUUUUGUUCGUCUCUAUACUCGUAAAGGUCCAUGGUUUCGGAUGGCUAAUAUUUCUUACCCUGAAAUAUCAGAUCCUAAGAAAGCAAUUCUGGAAUUGCAGUUGGCUGGUUACUUUGAUUCUUUCCCUCUCAGCGAGGCCCCCUCGAUUAAUGAUAUUAGAGAUGUUCUUGAUGUGCUGUCUGCUUCUGAAAUACGAGAGAUUUCAAAACUGGAACUUUGUAAGCAGAAAGGAGUCAAUUCUGCACGAAGGAAGGACAUUUGUAACCGUGUAUAUCAUGCAUACAUAAAUGGAAGAUGUCCAUAUUUGCCAAAGAGAGUUUUAGAAUGGGCAGGAACUUGUGUAAAGAUCUCUUCCAUGGCUGAGAUGCUUUUGUGGCGUGUCCAGAGACUCUUUUUCCUCAAUGGAGACCAGGAUCUUUCAGCCUUUCUGUUGGUUAAUCUGGGACUAGUCAGGUUUCCAGAUUACACAUGCAGUGUUUCACUACCAAUUUUUCCAGAUCGAAAUGACUUACUUGCAUAUGAUGAGGCCCUUGGGAUUGCACAAAUAAUGGACCAGUCACUGGAUGAGUACAAUUUGGAAAUGAUAGUAAGAUGCAUAAAUCUAUGCAAUAGUCGCAUUCCCAAAUCUUUUGAAAAGGAAAUCCAGCUUUCUGUUCCUGAUUCUCCACCAAAAUUUUUCUCACAUUUCUCUGCUGCAUGGGUCUACUCAAAAGUGCUAUUUUUGGGUGUUUCAGUGUUUGAACAUGAGCGAAGGUAUGAAGAUGCAGUCGGGCUUCUGAGGGUGCUGCUGAGCAGAUUUACUUGUGACAGCAGGCGGGGUCAUUGGUUGCUGAGGCUUUCUGUUGAUUUAGAGCAUUUGGGUCAUCUUGAUGAGAGUCUUUCAGUUGCUGAAGAAGGGGCAUUGGAUCCCUGGGUUCGUGCUGGUUCAAAAAUGGCAUUGCAGAGACGGAUAGUACGAUUAGCAAAGCCUCCAAGGCGGUGGAGGGUGCCAAAUUGUGCACACUUUCUGAAGAGAAAGAUCAAAGAAGUUAAUAUAAAUGGAAGGCCUUUGAACUGUGGAACAGGUGCAAAGAACAUAUUCUAUGGUUAUGAUGGUGAUCUCUGUGGAGUAGAGCAACUAGCUUUGCAAUAUUAUGCAGGAGAUGGAGGUAAUUGGCAGGGGAUCCAUUCUGAAAGUGGCAUUUGGAUGACAAUUUUUGGACUUCUCAUGUGGGAUAUUAUAUUUAGUGACGUGCCAAAUGUUUUUCGUUCGAAGUUUCAGAUGGCACCACUAGACCUUGACACGGAUGACUUUUAUAUUGCAAGAAAGUUUCACAUUGAAGCUCUCCUAAAACUGAUACAAGAUGGCAAGGCUGAGGAAAUCCUAACAAGUUCAUGGAAAUCACACUUGGGGACCUCUUGCAGAGGAGUCAAUUGGGAGCGGCAUUCCUUAUCUGAAUUACAAACUGUUGUAGCAUGCAUUGGUGGGCAUUGUUUGGCCUCUUUUUGCAGGCAUUUGGCGCAAGAUUACAGGAGUUGGUCCAGUGGAAUGCCGGACUUGUUGUUAUGGCGCUUUCAUGGAGAUAGGGAUGUAGGUGAAUCUAAGCUUGUUGAAGUCAAAGGUCCUAGGGAUCGACUCUCAGAACAGCAACGAGCUUGGAUGUUGCUCCUCAUGGAUUGUGGCUUUGAUACUGAGGUUUGCAAAGUGAGCCCAGUUCCUUUGUCCUAACUCGUCACCUAUUUGAGUUGCAAGUUUUGGUUUGUUAGUAAUCUGGUUUCAUUUCUUAUGGAGCAAUGGGUUUUGAUUUUUAUAUUCAUUGAGACAAAUGGAAUCACUGGACUGAAGUCGUUACCCACUUUGUUGCUCAAUUCCUUCAACGAUUGGUUUCACUGUCUAGUGUUGGCGUACCUGAUUUCGCCUUAUUAUUCAUUGAGCAUGUACUGAAAUGCUAUUGUAAGGCUUGAUCACUGUUCUUGUGGUCACUUAUAUUUACUAAAUUUAUUAUUGAAGUUACAAUAAUGUUAGGCAGCUGUUGCUGGAUCUUGAAUGAACUGUUUUUUUUUUUUCUGGUCAUGUCCUACAAAAUCCUGCUUUGGUUUGCAUUUUUUUUAUGUCUCACUGAGAUUUUCAAUGUAUUUGAAACAUUCUUUCUAGGUCAAAAGUGUUGUGGAAAUUCAGAAAUGGUCUUGUGCAA
Molecule: messenger RNA, 3569 nt
Organism: Dioscorea cayenensis subsp. rotundata (Guinea yam)
Lineage: Eukaryota; Viridiplantae; Streptophyta; Magnoliopsida; Dioscoreales; Dioscoreaceae
Product: fanconi-associated nuclease 1 homolog
Exons: 15
Coding region: 215-3103 (962 amino acids)
Biological process (GO): interstrand cross-link repair
Cellular component (GO): nucleus
Molecular function (GO): hydrolase activity, acting on acid anhydrides, in phosphorus-containing anhydrides; zinc ion binding; 5'-flap endonuclease activity
Source: RefSeq, a predicted model, not a curated record